Molecule: messenger RNA, 1332 nt
Organism: Thermochaetoides thermophila DSM 1495
Lineage: Eukaryota; Fungi; Ascomycota; Sordariomycetes; Sordariales; Chaetomiaceae
Product: acid phosphatase-like protein
Exons: 3
Coding region: 1-1332 (443 amino acids)
Source: RefSeq, a predicted model, not a curated record
AUGGCAACUCUUUGCACUCUCCUCACCUUGCUGGCAUCAGCCAACGCAGCCCACAAGAUCGGCGUUUCCGACCGAACCUUCUUCCGGAGACGGUACCUAACUCGCCAUGAAGGCGUUGUCUAUGCGCCGCUUGUCGAUGUCCAUCCAAAUGUCCUGGACAGCACACACAUAGAGAUUAGUUCCGCCCCUGAUGGCUACAUCACGGCCAGCGCGAUGGCUUUUAUGCAGGGUCUGUACCCGCCUGCAGCCCAGGAAGAGUGCUUCAACACCUCUGCGCAUAAUGGCAAGUAUUCCGAGAAUCAGAAGCAUCUGUCUGGCCCUGUAUGCAAGUACCAGUACCCUGAUAUCAAAACCUUUCCUACAUGUAAUGAUCGAAACUCCAUCGCCAUCCAAGGUCAUGUCGGCUGUAACGCCCUGAACGACGUCCAGAUCGACUUUGAAGAAGAAUGCCCCGUUGCCGACUCCCUCAACCAUAAGCACAAAAAGUUCUACCACCAGCUCUGGGAUCGUAUCUUCGCCGGAACCUUCCCCCGCUCCGAGACCAACUUCUACAACGCUUACGACCUCUACGACUAUGCCCUCUGGCGCUGGACCCAUGACCCCGAAAAGACCCGCCGCAUAAUGACCGCCUCAGAGCUCGCCCAGCUCCGUGCCCUUGCCUCCGCCGAGCAGGUCCUCCGCUACGCCAACCUAACCGAUCCAACUCUCGACCCCGACGCCCUCAAGCUGCGCGGCAUAGCCGGACGGACUCUCGCAUCCCACGUACCCCGUCUUUUCCGAGCAAACAUCGCCUCGGGCGGCGUCCACAACAAGCUCAACCUCCUCUUCACCACGCACGAGCCCUUCCUCUCCUUCUUCGCCCUAACAAAGCCCGGCGGUGACCUGCUGCGCGAUAUCUUCUCCGAGCUCCCCUACCCUGGAGCGACCAUCAUCUUCGAGCUGUACAGCAACGCGGCCUGGCAGGAAGACUCGUUCCCGCCACUGAACCACCUGCGCGUGCGUUUUUUGUACCGUAACAGUACCGCUCCAGACGUGCCGCUUCGGCUUUACCCCAUCUUUGGCCACCCAUUGUGCAGCAUGUCGUGGAAGUGGUUUGAGGCGGCCAUGAAUGGGAUUGGGAUCGAAGAUGCGAGGGAGUGGUGUCGGGUUUGUGGUGGGAAUAAUCCGGGACACGAUGGUUACGAGGACGGGGAAGAGGAGUGUUUUUGUGAAGCGAUUAGGAGGGAGGAGGAAGCUAAGAAGGGGAAGAAGAUGAGCCAGUUGACGAUUGUGCUGAUUGUGUUGGUUGCUGUGUUGGGGACGGCGUCAUUGCUGCUGGUCCUGGUGCUCUGA